CUCCGUCAACUCAAAUUCUAGGGGCAUUCCGGUAAAUUACCCCCACCGAACAGUUCCCCUUCCGAGUGGGACUGAUGGCAACUACCGACCUGUAACCCGAAAGCAACAAUACCAAAAGAAAGAAAGUUGGAAGAACGAAGUGGCGAUUGAUUCUGGGUUCUGGAAGAUUAGUGAUUAAAUGGAAGGUGGGUCGAACCCAGAAUCAAGAAAGAAAGUGGAGAAACAAAAGGGUAAAAAAUCCAAAAUCGAGCCUUUUGUAACGCAAGGAGACCACAAUGCCAGAGACUUGAGAUCUUGGGCUAAGAGGACCGGCUUUGUUUCUAUUUUUUCCGGCGAAGUGGGGACCACGAGCAGAGAUUUGGAGAGAAGAGGCGGCGGCGGCGGCGGCGGAGGUUCGUUGUCGCCCAAGAUUGAAACUGAUCCAACUAGGAAUACAAGUUUUGAAAUUGAACCGGCUUUGAACCGGAAUAGUGAGGCUGAUCCCAUUUUACCAGAAACUGGAAGUGGGGAAUACGAGAGAAGAAAUGGUGGAGUUUCUGCAAGUGGUGAUGGUAUUAAGAAAGAGGGUGGUAGCAGAGAAGAAGCGAUUGAUAUAAUGUAUCCUGGAGGUGGAGGAGAAUCUGGUGAUGGAGAAUGGAAUCAACCACCAAAGAUGAAAUGUGGAAUCAGAGACAAUCCUGGUUUAGUUUCGCUUGUAUAUUAUGGUAUGCAGCAUUAUCUUUCACUUGCGGGUUCACUAAUCUUCAUCCCCUUGAUCAUCGUCCCUGCCAUGGGUGGAACCGAUAAAGACACAGCCACGGUAAUUUCCACAAUAAUGCUAGUUUCGGGUUUAACCACAAUAUUGCACUCAUACUUUGGGACACGGCUACCAUUGGUUCAAGGGAGUUCAUUCGUCUUUCUGGCUCCAGCUUUAGUUAUCAUUAAUGCUCAUGAAUACCGAAAUCUUACUGAAAAUAAAUUUAGACAUAUAAUGAGGGAAUUACAAGGGGCUAUAAUUGUUAGUUCAAUUUUUCAAUGCAUCCUGGGAUUCAGCGGUUUGAUGUCCUUGUUCCUAAGGUUGAUAAAUCCUGUUGUGGUUGCACCUACGAUUGGGGCCGUGGGCUUGGCAUUUUUCAGCUAUGGUUUCCCUCAAGCUGGUAGUUGUGUUGAGAUCAGUCUUCCUCAGAUAUUAUUGGUGCUUAUCUUUUCCUUGCACCUUCGGGGAGUAUCUGUUCUUGGACAUCGGGUAUUUCAAAUAUAUGCGGUCCCUUUGAGCGUUGUUAUCAUAUGGGUGUACGCGUUUUUCUUGACAGCUGGGGGAGCAUACAACUACAAAGGAUGUAGCUCGGACAUACCCAUUUCAAAUAUGUUAGUCGAUUCUUGCAUUAAGCAUGCAUAUACAAUGAAACAUUGCAGGACUGAUGCAUCCGAUGCAUGGAGAUUGGCUGAUUGGGUUAGGGUACCUUACCCUUUGCAAUGGGGUAUCCCGAUAUUCCAUCUAAGAACCUCCAUCAUCAUGAUCGUUGUGUCCUUGGUGGCAUCAGUCGACUCGGUGGGAACGUAUUACUCCACAUCAAUGCGAAUGAAUGCAAAACCUCCUACACGGGGUAUUGUAAGUAGAGGAAUUGGUUUGGAAGGCUUUUGUAGCGUACUGGCUGGGCUGUGGGGAUCAGGGGCUGGCUCAACAACUUUAACCGAAAAUGCACACACUGUUACCAUCACAAAGGUAUCUAGUAGAAGGGCUGUGCAGCUGGGAGCGGUUAUCUUAAUCUUCUUCUCUUUUGUAGGUAAAGUGGGUGCCAUUCUUGCUUCUAUACCACAAGCGUUGGCUGCUUCGUUGUUGUGCUUUGUGUGGGCUCUAACUGUGGCAUUAGGACUUUCGACAUUGCGGUAUACUCACUCAGCAAGUUUCAGAAACAUCAUGAUAGUUGGUGCAUCCCUGUUUCUCGGUUUGUCCUUGCCGGCAUAUUUUCAACAGUAUCAACCAGAAACCGCAUUGAUUCUGCCCGGUUACUUCAUUCCUUAUUCGGCAGCAUCAGAUGGCCCAAUUCAUUCCGGAAAUAAACAAUUUGACUUCACAAUGAACGCGCUUCUAUCGAUGAACAUGGUGGUGACGCUUUUGGUAGCGAUCGUAUUGGACAACACCGUGCCUGGCAGUCGACAAGAGCGUGGUGUGUACCUUUGGUCUACUUCUGAGGACUUAUCGACAGAUCCAUCUUCUCUCGAUGAUUACUCUUUACCAACCAAAUGUUCCCGAGUUUUCAGCUGUGCAAAGUGUUUGGGUGCAUGAGCUUACGUAACAGUCCAUGGUCAACUGAUGCCUCGGCUUCAAGUCAACAUCUCAAAAAGGUGAUAUACGCAAUACACUUCUAUACACCAUUCGUAAGUUUGAUUAGUAUUUUAAAGAAAAUAACUGUUUCCUGAUAAAUACAUGUUAAGUAGACUAGUUCUUUGCUAGAAGUGAUUAAAACAGAUUAAAUAUAGAUUAUCAAGAAGCUCCAUUUAAUUGUUAUACGAUCUAAAGAACGAACAAGUUGUAUUGUUACAUACGGUUUAUGUUAGAGGAAUGGAUCUUUUUUUGUGCCAAUCGUGAAUCAAGGACCGAAGGGUGUGAUUAGGA
This is a messenger RNA of Cynara cardunculus var. scolymus (artichoke), 2599 nucleotides long. RefSeq names its product nucleobase-ascorbate transporter 11. Gene Ontology annotation, molecular function: transmembrane transporter activity. Lineage: Eukaryota; Viridiplantae; Streptophyta; Magnoliopsida; Asterales; Asteraceae. The transcript has 10 exons. The record is from RefSeq and is a predicted model, not a curated record. Gene Ontology annotation, cellular component: plasma membrane. Gene Ontology annotation, biological process: transmembrane transport. The coding region runs from base 179 to 2269 and encodes 696 amino acids.